Messenger RNA from Humulus lupulus (European hop), 2269 nucleotides. RefSeq lists its product as uncharacterized. Gene Ontology annotation, molecular function: beta-glucosidase activity. The record is from RefSeq and is a predicted model, not a curated record. The transcript is spliced from 10 exons. Lineage: Eukaryota; Viridiplantae; Streptophyta; Magnoliopsida; Rosales; Cannabaceae. The coding region runs from base 190 to 2079 and encodes 629 amino acids. Gene Ontology annotation, biological process: glucan catabolic process.
CUUUCCUUGAUGGGAUUUGAGUAUUUUUCUUUCUAGAACUUGCCAUUAGAAACUUACACUAUUUUGUUAAUUUUUGUAUUCUGCUAGAACAGUAGUUAUUCUUUUCUUGAGACAGUUUGAGAUAUGGCUUUUUAUGCUUUUCUUCAAUUUGUAACUUUCUGAUAAACCCAGAUUCCAAAAAAUCAGAAAAUGGCAAGGAUUCCCAACUUUGUGGUGGGAUUUCUUCUCUUGAUUCUUUGGACAGCCAUAGCAGAGGCAUCAGAUAGUUACAAGUAUAAAGACCCAAAACAGCCGAUAAAUGUUCGAAUAAAUGACUUACUGAGUCGGAUGACUGUGGAGGAAAAGAUUGGGCAAAUGACACAAAUCGACCGCACUGUUGCUUCCAAUGAGGUCAUGAAGAAGUACUUUAUUGGUAGUGUAUUAAGUGGAGGAGGAAGUGUUCCUGCUAAGAAGGCUUCACCAGAGACUUGGAUUGACAUGGUGAAUGAUUUUCAAAAGGGAUCUCUAUCGACCCGUCUUGGGAUUCCAAUGAUUUAUGGAAUUGAUGCUGUUCAUGGCCACAACAAUGUCUACAAAGCCACAAUAUUCCCCCACAAUGUUGGUUUGGGUGCUACCAGAGACCCUGAACUUGUUAAGAGGAUUGGAGCAGCAACAGCUCUUGAAGUUAGAGCUACAGGCAUCCAAUAUGUUUUUGCACCUUGCAUAGCGGUUUGUAGGGAUCCAAGAUGGGGUCGUUGUUUCGAAAGUUACAGUGAAGAUCCCAUGAUUGUCAGGGCAAUGACUGAGAUUAUACCUGGUUUACAAGGCGAUGUGCCCGCAAACGGAAAGAAGGGUGUUCCUUAUGUUGCUGGACAAAAAAAUGUUGCAGCUUGUGCAAAGCAUUAUGUGGGUGAUGGUGGAACAACUAAAGGCAUCAAUGAGAAUAACACUAUGAUAAACAGACAUGGAUUGCUUAGCAUUCACAUGGCAGGUUACUACAACUCUAUCAUCAAGGGUGUUUCAACUGUUAUGAUUUCGUACUCGAGCUGGAACGGGAAAAAGAUGCACGCCAAUCAAGAACUCAUCACCGGUUUCCUCAAGAACACUCUUCGGUUCAGGGGUUUUGUCAUCUCAGAUUGGCAAGGUAUUGACAGGAUUACCACACCAGAGCAUGCUAACUACACUUACUCAAUUAAUGCAGGAAUUACUGCUGGCAUUGACAUGAUCAUGGUUCCAUACAACUACACCGAAUUCAUCGACGGUUUAACAUACCAGGUGAAAAAUAAGUUUAUCCCAAUGAGCAGAAUUGAUGAUGCAGUAAAGAGAAUUUUGAGAGUUAAGUUUCAAAUGGGUUUGUUCGAGUAUCCAUUAGCUGAUCAAAGCCUUGUUCACGAGCUUGGUAGUCAGGCGCAUAGGGAGUUGGCUAGGGAGGCUGUGAGAAAAUCUCUAGUGUUGUUAAAGAAUGGUGAAUCUGCAGAAAAGCCAUUGUUACCGCUUCCAAAGAAGUCGGCGAAGAUUUUGAUUGCAGGCACUCAUGCAGACAAUUUGGGUUACCAAUGUGGUGGUUGGACUAUUGAAUGGCAAGGUGUUACUGGCAACAAUGUCACAGAAGGUACCACUAUCCUCACUGCCAUAAAAAAGACAGUUGAUCCAACAACUAAAGUUGUGUACAAGGAAAAGCCAGACACCGGCUUUGUCAAAUCAAAUGGAUUCAAUUAUGCCAUUGUUGUGGUGGGAGAAACUCCAUAUGCAGAGACAUUUGGUGACAGUUUGAACUUGACAAUUCCUCAACCUGGUCCAAGCAUCAUAACAAACGUGUGUGGGGCUAUAAAAUGUGUUGUUGUUGUUAUCUCUGGGCGCCCUGUUGUUAUUCAACCCUAUGUUUCAUCCAUAGAUGCUCUUGUUGCUGCUUGGCUCCCUGGAACUGAAGGCCAAGGUGUUGCUGAUGUCUUAUUCGGCGAUUAUGGUUUCACCGGAAAGCUUUCCCGGACAUGGUUCAAGACUGUUGAUCAACUCCCCAUGAACAUCGGAGAUUAUCAUUAUGAUCCACUCUUCCCACUUGGAUUUGGCCUCACUACAAAGCCAACUAAGACCUAUUAAGAGAGAGAGAGAGUUAUUCAUUCUUGAGAGUUAGCACACCAUAUUUAUCAUAGUUCAAUGGAAGAAGAGUCAAUUGACACCUUAUUGGUGAUUGUUGAGAAUGUAAUAAAGUUGGUGCCUGAGAAAUAAUUUUGUUCAUGUAGGGAACAAUUUCUGAUUAAUAGGGAAAAUAUGUCAAAUUUAUAAAUCA